AGAUAGUGCAACGCAUUAUGGGAAACAUUUUGUCUUUGGAUUUACAGCACAAAUUCAACAGGUGCUUUACAGCGGAUACAACGAAAUAUUGAUCUCGGCACCAUUCGACACAUAUGUUAAUAUCACUUUACACAAGUCUAGAAAUCCACUUCUGAAGGACAAAUACAUAAAAGCUGGAAACGUUUUGAAUUACAAGGUAUCACCAUGGAUCAGAAUGCAUUCAACAGUGGUCGAUACUCUGGGCAUAUCAGUGACCGCAAGCGCAGAUGUGGCAGUGUUCUGUAUAAACUACAGACUUUAUACUUCAGAUAGUUAUCUUGCAUUACCUACAAACGCCCUCGGCAGAAAGUAUGUUGUGGCAUCCUACGCCAAAUCAAAUGUGGGAAUCAUCUCACCACAAGACGAUACAAUCGUGCGCAUUAUACUCAACACAAAGGGAACUGUACGAUACAAUGGUAGAUCGUACACUAAGGGACAAAUAAUUAACGUAAAAUUGAAUAAGUUGGGAACAUUUCACUUGGAUCACCCAUCAGAUCUAUCUGGAACAAUCGUUGAAGCAAAUAAACCAAUAGCAGUCCUAUCAGGUGAUAAAUGUGCAAAAAUAAAAACUCGCUAUUGUGAUCAUCUGGUUGAAUUCUUACUUCCUGCACGUAACUGGGGCACAAAAUUCUUAGUCGCUACAACAGGAAUUAUGGACAAGAAUGAGGGAGAUUUUUUUCGUGUGUUUUCCUAUGAGAAUGAUACCCGCGUUCGUAGCAAACACGGAGAUCGAGUUUUGAAAUCCGGAGAUUUUACGGAAUUUGACUUACGCAAGGAGUUGUCUUCAUUCUUCGAAUGUAGUAAGCCAUGCCAAGUUGUUCAAUACACUAAAGGAUAUUCAAACAGAAGGGGUAAAGAGGUUGAUUCAUCCAUGUUAUUUGUACCGUCUAUCAGUCAUUUUCUGAAUGGGUAUCAUGUAUUUUUACUUGGAAUUAAAAAGAAUUCGUAUCAACAUUCGACAACUAUCCUUAUAAAAGCAUCGGAAAAGGACGGUCUUUUGGUGAAUGGCAAAAACGCAACUGGCUUCGUAUGGAAAAACAUAGAAGGAACCCAAUAUUCGUGGACAAUUAUUCAAAUAUCAAGCGAAACUGCAAUCACUCACAGUUCCCGAAAUGCAUUGUUCGGUGCUUUGGUGUUUGGUGAAGCCGAUUUUCAUUCCCAUGGUUACCCUGGUGGACUUAAUUUCCUCUUCAACGCAUCUGGUAUGUAUGUUAAAUAAAUCAGCGUACUAUUCUGAUGGUGCAGCCAUAUAUGAGGUGUGAUAUCCGCCAAAUUCAUAUAUUCAAUUAAGCCAUUAGAAAUUGCAUUUAUGAAGUUCAGUUAUGCAUGCAAUUAUGAUAUUCGAUAUUGUGUUAUUCGAAUUUCAUUCGGCGUGAAACAGUCAUUAUUGAAACUUCAUUCGGCGUGAAACAGUCAUUAUUGAAAUAGUCAUUCGGCAUGACACUCAGAAACCAAAAUUCGACAUCCGAUUUAGCGGGAAAAGCACGCGGGAAACUGUUAUUCCAACAUAAGCGAAAGCAAUUUAAGUCAACAACGUGCUGUUUCUUUGUUGCAAGAGGCGACAUGAUUAAUAAGAGGAUAUCCUGGAUCAUCAAAUGAUGUUUCUUCAGCAAAUGUUGCGGAGUCCAAAUGUAAUUUCUCAAAGCGAAUCGCAUGCUACUACAUCACCUGGCGUCACUGCCGUCAGGCCCGUCAAUACAUCAAAUCGAAAAAGAGUGUUGGGGAAUUUUAGAAAUCUUUUUGCGCCGUAUGGGCGUACUUGUCGCCAAAGCCUAAGUUCCUCAACCCAGUUAGCCCAACCACCGAAUAAGCGAAGGAAGAAUUUUGUUUCCAAUAUGUCUACAACACUUAUAUUUCUGUGUUGUUGACUUAAUUAAAUUGCAUUCGCCUUCGGCCAUGUUGGAAUUACAAUUUCCCGCAUGCUUUUCCCGCUAAACCGGAAGUCGAAUUUUGGUUUCUGAGUGCCAUGCCGAAUGACUACUUCAAUAAUGACUGUUUCACGCCGAACGAAAUUUCAAUGAUGACUAUUUCACGCCGAAUGAAAUUUCAUUAAUGACUGUUUCACGCCGAAUGAAAUUUCAGUAAUGACUGUUUCACGCCGAAUGAAAUUCGAAUAACAUAAUAUCGAAUAUCAUAAUGGCAUGCAUAACUGAACUUCAUAAAUGCAAUUUGCAAUAUUAAUAGCAUAAUUGAUAUAUGAAUUUUGGCGGAUAUCGCAUCUCAUAGCCGUACAGUGGGGUAGCCAGCCCGACGAUGCAGUCCCGCUAUGCACAUAUUGCCAUGUUUAUAAUCUAUAAACACAACCAAUUUCUAAAAAAAUGAAUGAUGGUAAUGAGUUGAAAUUUGUAUAGCGGGACCAAAUCGCGGUGCUGACUACCCCACCGCAGCUGUAUAAGCAAUUUCACAAAUUUCAUGGGACUGAGGUUCAAGUAAAUGAUACGCGAAGUAAUCAUAUGCCACAAAAAUGGGCGAAUGUAAUUCCACCUAAACUAAUCAGUUGGAUGUUGUUACAGUUACCGUUUCGAUUAGCAUUGCUAUGGCGCGAAUGUACAUGCCCUUAUAUAAUUUAUUUUAUCGUUGCAACGACUGUGAUAUUACUUUCGUAACUGUGUUUAUCCCAAACUACCCUGUUAACAAUAUUUCUUGUAAUAGGAGACCGGAAAACCCGGAGAAAAUCUACAUGUACUACUUUUGCCAGAGCUGUGGCUGGCUCUUUUCACAUGAAUCCAUAGUGAGAAUUAAAGCCAAAGUAGAAAUAAGCUCUUGCCCUGACGACUACCACACCAAAUCCAUGUGAUUAAAUUAUCCGGUUGUGAACCGAAUAAUUAAAUAAGUAAACAAAGUAUAUUAGAAAUAAACUCUUGCCCUGACGACUACCACACCAAAUCCUUGUUAUUAAAUUAUCCGGUUGUGAACCGAAUAAUUUAUUUCCAGAUAGAAGCAAUAUCUUGAUCCAAAGAUCAACCGUGCGUAAAUUAGUGAAAUAUUUAGUUUCACAAAGAAUAUGCUUGAAUUCUUUCCUUAAGAAGUACUGAUCCUUUAAAUUAACACCGCAAUAAGGUAAUCCUGUCGAUCAGCACGGAAACAUGAAACGACCGCCUCAUAAAUGACCAAGCGAGAUUUUGGUCUUUAAACCCAAAAGCAGCUGAUAGACAAAUUGCAAACAUGAAAAGCAAGACCAUAUAGUUGGACGAAAUAUACAAAUAACAAAUAUCUACACUCGUUUUUAUCCUAUUAGAAUAAAGUAGAAAUUAUUUUCAGAAUUCCAUGCAUCAUAUCCGACAAAUGAUUAUCUUUCUUGAGGCUUAAAACCUCAAAUUCGGACCAUUUUCUGAUCAUAUAAAUAACUGAUCACGAAUUACAGCAAGUAAAUAAUACAAGUGCUGUGAUUUACACUUUUUUGAGAAGUUCAGAUUUCACUUCUACUACGGAUCUGACUGGUCAAUCCGAUAUAUUAAACGCAUCUGAUUGGUUAAUGGUCCUUUUAUGGUAGCGGUAGUGGAAGUCAAAUCAUAACCUCUAUAGUUUUCGCUGCAUUAUGAUUAAAUGUUUAAAUUAUAUAAUACAAAUCAAUACAAAUUACUUCGGAUUUUCUUUCCCAGUAACAGCGUCAUGGUCUCAGUGGGAAGAAUGGUCUGACUGCUCAGUUUUGUGUAACGGUGGAAUCCAAACUCGAAGAAGGACAUGUAUUUCAACAAAUUCCAUACAGGAUGAUAACACGCAAUGUCUUGGAAAGCCAGACGAAUCUCGAGCAUGCGCAACAUGGAAAUGCGCUGGUGAGAAAUAUAGCUAAUGUAAUCAAGAGCAGCAUUUCCCUAGUCUCGAAGAUAUUGUUCUUGAUGACAAAGCAGUAGCCUAGUCAGCCCGACGAUUUAGUCCCGAUAUGCAAAUAUUUUCUUAUUCAUUGACUGGGAGAACAAUAAAUUUUUAUAGUGUCGAGUUGUCGAGUGCAAUUUGAAUAUAACAUGCACGAGUGAGUUUUUAAAGGAUCACAAAAUAGCACGAGUCUGAAGGACGAGUGCUAUUUGAGGUCUUUGAAAAAUUCACGAGUGCAUGUACAUUCAACUUUCACGAGAAACCAUGCUAUUACUUACUAAUACUUUAAAUAAAAAUGUUCGAGACAAUUGUAGUUUUAACUUACGCGUUUAUAGCGAAUAUUCCACUGGCAAAGUUUUCCUGGCUUUGUUAUAUCACAUUAUACAACGCUAACAGCUUGAAAAUUCCUCUCAACUAUGUAAUUUUUGUUAGUCUUGUUUAAGGUAAAUGCUUGUCCAUUUAAAAAUAAAGAUAAAAGCCAUAUUUUCCACGCGAUUGUGACGCGAAGGCAAUUUUUACUUUGUGUAGCGCAGCACCAUGUUUGUUUUGCUUUGAAGCAAUCUGUAAUAGUCAUUUCUUUAAAUUGGUCGAUUUAAUCAUCACAAUGUUUUUCCACCAAUCAGAUCAGUUUGUUACAGAUUUUUGCACUGUGAUUACCGAAAAUUGCACUGUGAUUACAAAAAAUUGGACUUGAUUACAGAAAAUUGGACUGUGAUUACAGAAAAUUACACUGUGAUUACAGAUUAAUUGCACUGCUGUUUGGGAUUAACUGCACUGAAUCAACCAAUCAAAGUCAAGUAAUAUCAUUAUGUAUAUUAUUAGAAAUAAAUAUUGAUACUAAUUCUGAAUUUGCAUAGCCGGACUAAAUUGUCGGGAUGGCUACGCCGCUGGUCAUAAGUCGAGUAUUCUUCCAAGUUCCACGUCGAAUUAUGCAUUGUGUAAUUAACCUCAUUUUUGAAAGGGUUACAAAGUCAUUGUCUCAAAAAGAUUGUAACAAAAGGAUUGCUAUUGAACAUGGCACUUGGCACCGUUGAACUUAAGCUUCCUCUCUUCAGUAGAGAUCGUGUUUCAUUUUCCCUAUGAAAUAAAUACAUUAAAACUGCAUGUUUAACGUUCCAACGCAGCUAAAAGAACUAACGUUUGAAUAUCACAUGGCAUUUCUUUUCAUGUAUAGUAACUUGUACGAACGUUUCAUCCAUUAAAAACGGUCAGAUUAGUGUUGACGGAACGCUGGAAGGAGAUAUAAUCAGCUUCACCUGCGAACAAAACUACGUGUUGGUAGGAGAGAAACGCCUAAGGUGUAUGAGCAGUGGAAAAUGGAAUGCUUCAGAACCAAAGUGCGAAGGUAUACAACCUCUCAAAUAGAAUCCAUAAUUUAAAUGUAUUUGACCUGCUGCAUGGAUAACAUAAAUCUUAAAUUAGUUUGCUAGAAUAUGGAGUAUUGUGUAAAUUGGUUACGCUACAGUACCUAAAGAGAUGUUCCUAUUUUCCUUGAUAACAAGUAUACACUAUAUACUAGAUUUAUGGGUGUUAAUAUUGAUGAAAAUCUAAAUUGGGAAUCUCAUAUUGGUACGUAAAAAUAUUGUAUUCAUCCUGUUUCUUUUUAACAGUUAAACCCAAAUUAUCGUUAUAUUACUCAUUCAUCUAUAUCCUGUAACGUUCCACGGUUAUCUCCUUCGUUACAAAUUUAAAUAUUUCCUAUUCCAUACAGCUCCUUUCUUUGCUAGCUUGAAUGUACUUGACAUCUUUAAACUCAUUUACAUAGCUAAGUUUAUAUCUAACAAUCAUAAUAAAUUAUCGAUCGUCUUGGUUCUUUCAAAAUGUUUUUGUAACAAACAGUCAAUUGCAUAAUUAUAAUGCCAUGUCAACAACUAAAAUAUAUACAGGUAGAAUGAACAUCAACAAUUGUCGAUUUCCUUUUCCAGUAGUAUACAGUAACAAGUGCUAGCAGUUUCUCUUGUCUUGAAAAGAUUAUGAGGGGACGUCUUUAUAACAAGCCUUGAAUUUAUACUAAAUAUGUUUGAAAUUCGCAUCUUGUAUAUUUGUAAAUAGUUAUUUUCUGAAUAUGUAUUUUGUGGCAAACGUUUAAAAAAAGGCUCAUUAAAUAUGAAAUAUUAAUUGUUAUUUUUUCGCAGAAAAGUGUUCCGAUCCGUCAAAAAGUACAAAUGCAAGAGUGAUAGGAAAUGAGUUCUACCAUGGCAAGGAAGUGAAGUUCGUUUGCCCCGAAGAUAAUAUUCUAAUUCCAGGAUCAUCGAAGAAGUUGACGUGUGAAAACGGAAAGUGGAAUGGAUCAUUACCGUCAUGUAAAGGUAAUAACAAUAUUAUGAGCGGAAAUGAAGUUUGA
Molecule: messenger RNA, 6199 nt
Organism: Paramuricea clavata
Lineage: Eukaryota; Metazoa; Cnidaria; Anthozoa; Malacalcyonacea; Plexauridae
Source: the annotation of a GenBank genome assembly